GUCAUGGCAGCCCCCAUCGAGAACACAUUUGUUCGUGAGGUAGAAACAAACACUGGUCAGUUCCUGAAGAUCCACCAGCUGGAGGUUGGUGAUGUCGGUUGUGUGGUAUGGGAUGCAGCACUAGUUCUUUCAAAAUACAUUGAAACGCCUGACUUUAAGAACGGUGAACUACUCCAAGGAAAGAAAAUCUUGGAGCUCGGAGCAGGCACUGGAUGUGUAGGAAUCAUGGCAGCUCACGUAGGAGGUGAUGCCAUAAUUACAGACUUACCAGAUUUUGUGCCUUUAAUUCAAAUGAACAUUGGAGAGAAUAGAGCUUUGUUAAAAGGCUCUGCAAGGGCACAACCUUUGACCUGGGGUCAGGACACAGUUGCAGAUUAUUACCAUUAUAUAUUUUUAGCUGAUUGUAUUUAUUAUGAUGAGUCCAUCGACCCUCUUGUGAAGACCCUUGUGGACCACUGUGGUGAGGAUACCAAGGUAUUCUGCUGUUAUGAAGAGAGAAUCACAGGGAACAAACCACAACUGCAGAGGAAAUUCUUUCAGCUCAUCAGUGAACAUUUUGACACAGAAGAAAUUCCUCUUGAACAUCAAGACAGCCAUUUCAGGAGUGAAGAUAUUCAUAUUUUUAGAUUUGUUCGAAAGAAGGCGUAGCACUGCUAAAUUAAUGAUGUGACUCUGCUGGUUAGAUGUAUUAUUCAAUACUGAACAUUCCAUGCACAUGACGUAAUAGACAAGUUGUCAUGAUCAUAUUCCAUGCACAUGACGUAAUAGACAAGUUGUCAGGAUCAUAUUCCAUGUACAUGACGUAAUAGACAAGUUGUCAUGAUCAUAUUCCAUGUACAUGAUGUAAUAGACAAGUUGUCAGGAUCAUAUUCCAUGCACAUGACAUAAUAGACAAGUUGUCAGGAUCAUAUUCCAUGCACAUGACGUAAUAGACAAGUUGUCAUGAUCAUAUUCCAUGUACAUGACGUAAUAGACAAGUUGUCAUGAUCACAUUCCAUGCACAUGACGUAAUAGACAAGUUGUCAGGAUCAUAUUCCAUGCACAUGACGUAAUAGACAAGUUGUCAUGAUCAUAUUCCAUGUACAUGACGUAAUAGACAAGUUGUCAUGAUCAUAUUCCAUGUACAUGACGUAAUAGACAAGUUGUCAUGAUCACAUUCCAUGCACAUGACGUAAUAGACAAGUUGUCAGGAUCAUAUUCCAUGCACAUGACGUAAUAGACAAGUUGUCAUGAUCACAUUCCAUGCACAUGAUGUAAUAGACAAGUUGUCAUGAUCACAUUCCAUGCACAUGACGUAAUAGACAAGUUGUCAUGAUCAUAUUCAACUACCAAGUACAGCAAAAAAUGCAAUUUAAAUUUUGUAUUAAAUGAUUAUUUAUAUCUAUACGAUUACGCUGAUACAGUUAAGGCCAAAGUAAUGCAAUUUUAUGUUUUGCGUCAGGUUAUAACUAAUAAAACCUAUCAGCCAGCAAAACAGAAUAAAAAAUACAGAAAUAGCACAGUCUAUUCAAAUACAUGUAUUUUGAGUAUGACAUGUUUCUAGCUGCAAUAAUGUAGCCCUAUCCAAUUUUUUUAAUUCUGACGUUUUCGGGAUAGGGCUACAAUUCCAUAGGAUCUCCGUAAUGGUGCAAAAUAAUUUUAUGAAUAACCGAUAAUAAACUCUGUGUAUUAGUCCCAAAUGUUAUUUACACCAAAAGGAGUACCAACUUUGUGCUCGGGCAUGUCUAAUAAAGGUGUUUUUCAUUAAAUAUAAUGUACAGCAUGCAAAAAUUCUUCGUCUGCUCCGCCAUGCUUGUUAUCGCGAGAUCUCGUAGGUGGAUCUAAUGAAAAAUCAGCGCGAAAAUGUAGUUACUCGAGCCACUUCGACAAAGAAAGGAAAAUCAUAUUGUUGCAGAAAGAAUUUACACUCUGCUGUUCGGUUUUUAACUUGAUAUUCGGUUUUUAACUUGAUAUUAAAUUCAAACCUUUUCAAUACCGACGAAAUAGAUUUCGCCUCCAUACUUGUCCAUUGAUGUAAAUACUACCUUAUAUGGCAUAUGCAAAUGACUUGACAAUCGGAAGUUUAUACUUCAGUACAUCAAACAUGGCGCACAAAUAUGAAUCGAGAAAUUGGAAUUUAUCGAAAUUGUUGAAAACGGUAGAAUAGGGCCUCACAAAUCUUAAGUUGCAGGUUGUAAAUUUAUAUAUUGACUAAGAAACAUAGAAUAUCAUUUUAUUUACGUAAAGAAAGUCAGGAAAUGUUUAGAAUGAGCGCAAAUGUUGCGGGAGUGAAUCACUCCCGCAUUUGCACUAUUACGGAGAUCCUAAGGAGUUGUAUCCCUCUCCCUAAAAAAAAAAAAAAAAAAAAAAAAAAAAAAAAAAUCAGAGAGGGCUACAUUAUUGCAGAUAGACAUGUUUCAAGUGACAAUUCUAUGUCAAGAUGAUAAAUUACAGGUAUUCAUGUUGAAACUCAGUAACUUUACAUUUUACAUGUAACAAGGUAUAUACGACAUGAAGUACAAAUAGAAUAUGACAUGCUUUUUUUUUUUUUUUUUUAGCUCUGGGUUUGAAAAGCAACACAGAAGCAACAUUGGUCUCAAUCUAAUUAAAAUCAGACUUCUUAGAUCCGCGCCGUAUACUCUGUGUAGCGAUUGUUAGCGUAUAUUAGGAUUUUAUUUUGAAUUAGAUUGCAUUACUCUGGCCUUUGUGAUGCCUGGAGUGCUUGAUCCACCUAUACUUGUAAUGAUUACUUAAUCUGGUGCCUAAAUGCUAAUUCUGUCUAUAGUCUUCAUACCACCCUGGUCAGAGCAUCACAUCUGCCGAUGAUAUUUUAUUUUAGAUCAGAUUACACAACACCUAACAAACCAGAUAAAAUACGUUUCAUUUAAUGUUUUGAAAAAUAAUUUUAUUUAGAUAUCAUCUGAAAUGUAAAUAUUAAAUAAAUUAUUUUACAACUAA
Messenger RNA from Ostrea edulis (European flat oyster), 2937 nucleotides. Its product is annotated as protein N-lysine methyltransferase METTL21D-like. Gene Ontology annotation, biological process: peptidyl-lysine methylation. Gene Ontology annotation, cellular component: cytosol; cytoplasm. Gene Ontology annotation, molecular function: protein-lysine N-methyltransferase activity. NCBI's taxonomy places the organism in Eukaryota, Metazoa, Mollusca, Bivalvia, Ostreida, Ostreidae. The transcript is spliced from 4 exons. The record is from RefSeq and is a predicted model, not a curated record. The coding region runs from base 4 to 648 and encodes 214 amino acids.